Messenger RNA from Limanda limanda (common dab), 1307 nucleotides. RefSeq names its product mitochondrial inner membrane protein MPV17 (gene mpv17). The transcript has 8 exons. Gene Ontology annotation, cellular component: cytoplasm; membrane. The record is from RefSeq and is a predicted model, not a curated record. NCBI's taxonomy places the organism in Eukaryota, Metazoa, Chordata, Actinopteri, Pleuronectiformes, Pleuronectidae. Bases 67 to 600 code for a protein of 177 amino acids.
UUGUCCGAGCUGAGGGUUUGACAGUGAACGCACCAUCAGCAGCUCAGUCACAGCAGUCGCAGGAGGAUGGCCGGUCUGUGGAGGUCCUACCAGGCCCUGAUGAGCAGAUACCCCUGGACGGUUCAGAUCGUGACGGCAGGCUCUCUAGUGGGAGUUGGUGAUGUCGUCUCCCAACAACUGAUCGAGAGACGAGGACUCGCUCAACACAACGUGAAGCGGACGGCGAAGAUGAUGAGCAUCGGCUUCUUCUUCGUGGGUCCGUGCGUUGGGAGUUGGUACAAAGUUCUGGACAAACUGGUCGUGGGAGGAAGUAAAAGUUCAGCUAUGAAGAAAAUGCUGCUUGAUCAGUUGUGUUUCGCUCCUGGCUUCCUGGGGGCGUUCCUCUGUAUCUCCGGCGCUCUGAACGGACUCACACUGGACGACAACAUCACCAAGCUCAAGAGGGACUACCCCGACGCCCUCGUCGCAAAUUACUACCUGUGGCCUCCGGUCCAGAUCGCCAAUUUCUACUUCAUUCCACUUCAGCACAGAUUGGCCGUGGUCCAGAUUGUUGCUGUGGCCUGGAACUCCUACCUGACCUGGAAGGCCAACAAGAUGUGAAGGACGGUCUCAGAGCAGCCUGUUGCUGCUGAUGACGAGUUAACACUCAUCUGUAGUGUGUGUGUGUGUGUGUGUGUGUGUGUGUGUCAGUCUGUGUGUGUGUGUGCGUGUGUGUGAGUAUCUUCCUUUAGGUUCCUCCUCUUGUGAUAUUUGUGACGUGUAAAACUGAGUCAUUUCUAAAGGUCGAGUGAAAGUGCUCGUCUCCUCUGAAUGACCAAUUCUCACUUGAACGUCAAACUUGAAUAUGCAGAAACGUCUGUGAAAGUUUAUUUAUGGAAAUGUGAAUUGAUACCAACACACACACACACACAUGCACACACACACACACACAGGCACUCAUACAUUUACACCUAGUGUGUUAAAGGAAUUCAAUAAAUUGUUGCAGGUUAAUUCUGACAUUGUUUUGUUUCUCUUCAAUCAGAUUUUCAGUAUUUUCAUGAGUUUCUCAUAUUAUAUUUGAGUUAAUAUAUUUUCUUGACCUAUUUUCUCUGUAUGUGAUUCCUCUGUGUACUUUCCCUCUAGUUACUCUUUUCCAACGUUUCCCAAAAUGUCUUCUUAACAAUCCUCAGGAAAGGAAACACAAAGGUUUAAAUAUAUAUGUAUAAUGUAUAUGUUGUUAAACUGUCAAUGUAGAUGAUCUGAGUGAUAAUUAAGCAACUGUCUUUGUCAAUGUUUCCUCAAGUAAAUAAACAUAUGUCUAAUGCUGA